CAUUUCUGGGACGGUGUGGGGAGCUAAAGCAGCCUUUACACUGACUCUGGGAAAGAACAGAAGACACAAGAAACAAACUAAAAACUUCUUCUUGGUCGCUCUGUAAAUUAGUACACACUAAAGUGGAGCAACGCUUGAGCAGGGCAACUUUUGAGAAUUCACGUUACUUGUGAUUUUGUUUUGUGUGAAGACGUGUUGCGGGCCGCCAUUUUUGUUACAGCCUUCGAAGUCUGCUGGGAGUCCAAAUAAGAGACAAAAUUCUGCUGUACUUUGGUGUAAUACACGAACCAGGACUCUUUGUUGGACGCAGCUGCCCAAUGUCGCCUAGAAUCGUCACGCAGAGCGAUUUACUAAAAUAAUACGGCAAUAUUUCCCUCAUCUUUAGCUGAGGGUGACUGAAUACGGCUAGCUGGCUAACGCUUUAUAUUAUCUCAUAAGCUACUUUCACGGAAGAGAGAGCGGAAAAGGAAACUUUAAUUGUAAAUACGCGUUUUGGGGGUUCGUUGCUAACUUAUUUUUGUUGUUUUAACCGGUUCUAAGCCUGCCGCGAUUCUCGUGUUGCUGGAAAAUUUAGCGAUGCAUCAAAGUUGGUUGACGCCAAUCGCAGCCUGUCUGGUCAAACGUCAGGUUGCGGUUCAGUAGCACUGUUGAUUUAUCUACUUGCCUUGGACUUGACAGGAGUUAUAAAAACGUGUACUAGCCUUCAUACAAAUCGACAUUUUUUAUUUAUUUAUUGCUAAUUCGUUUUCCUUUACGAAAUCGUAAACAUGUCGUCUGCACGGUUCGACUCCUCUGACCGAGCCUGCUGGUAUUUCGGGCAGGUGUCGAGACAGGAGGCGCAGAAUAGAUUACAGGGACAGAGACACGGGAUGUUUUUGGUGCGAGAUUCGUCCACCUGUCCCGGUGACUACGUACUGUCCGUAUCCGAAAACUCAAAAGUUUCUCACUAUAUCAUCAAUUCUUUGCCAAACAAGAGAUUCAAGAUAGGCGACCAAGAGUUUGAUAAUCUACCUGCCCUUUUGGAGUUCUAUAAAAUACAUUAUCUGGAUACGACCACCUUGAUAGAGCCUGCACCAAGGUACCCCAGUACCCCUCUAACCACCGGUCCCAUUCAGCCGGCUGGGGGACUUGGAGAUGAGAACCAGGAGUAUGUGCGGACUCUUUAUGACUUCACUGGUAGCGAUGCUGAAGAUCUUCCUUUCAAGAAGGGUGAAGUCCUGAUUAUUCUGGACAAGCCUGAGGAGCAAUGGUGGAGUGCCAAGAACAAGGAUGGCAGAAUAGGCAUGAUUCCUGUUCCCUAUGUAGAUAAGCUGAUGAGGCCUUCACCUCACCUUAGUCAGCCUGGUCAUGGUUCCCGCAAUUCAAAUAGCUAUGGCAUCCCAGAGCCUGCACACGCCUAUGCCCAGCCUCAGACUCCAUCUCCCCUUCCCCCUGUUACACCCGGCGCUGUCAUCAACCCACUGCCUUCCAUGCAGAAUGGGCCUGUCAUGGCAAAGGCUAUCCAAAAACGAGUGCCCUGUGCAUAUGACAAGACUGCCUUAGCACUAGAGGUGGGUGACAUUGUGAAAGUGACUAGGAUGAACAUCAGCGGUCAGUGGGAAGGGGAAGUAAACGGCCGGAGAGGUUCAUUUCCCUUCACACAUGUGAAAAUAUUAGACCCCCAAAACCCAGAUGAGAACGAAUGACCUGGGACUUGCUCUGUUACCAACCUGAACACUUCUAGGCUGCCCCAUCAAGUAAUACCACCGGUAUUACGCUUGCCUGCCUAGGGGCUCAGCCAUGCCGCAUUUCUGAAGCAAACCAUUUGCGCAGCUUUUGACUGUUUAAUGCUCUGAAAUCAAACGGUUCUUAACACCCUCACCUGGUUACAGGCAAAUCAUUAAAAAAAAAAUUCACAUCUGCCCUAUAUUUCCUGAUAUUUCCAUGCCAUUGACCAUCUGUACCUGUGCCAAGGUGAGAUGAGGCCUCCAUCAUGACUGGAGCCUUUCUUGCUACUCUCUGCCACUGCCCUCUCAGCUUUCUCUCUUCAGCUUUGACUUUUGCAAGCUAAAUAUGUUUGUGUUAAGAAAGAGAAUUGGAACUGAGGAUUAAAACCUCUGGUUUGAUUGCCAAAUUCUUUGUUUUGUCCAAUAUGCAUUUUUCCCACAUUGAUCAUUUUUUUUUGUUUUGUUACAUUUAAACGUAAUCCAAACGAUACUGAUUUGAAUCAUGGUAACAGCCCUGCUAGUUCUUUGCAGUGGCGAUUUCUUAGAGACAACUGCACCACUUACCAGUUACACUGUCUUUUUCCUCAAGUAGAAUAUGUGGGACUAGUUUACUGUAACCUCUUUUUAUUUGUGCCAUAACUUGAAAUCUGUAAAUUGCAGUAAUAGUGUAGUUAGAUGGUUGUGGCUAGACUAUUGAGGGAUUUAACUUUUAAAUGGUGAAGGGCUUGCCUGUGGAGCAUCUUUGCUUCCAGUUGUGAUACUUUAGUGAUGCGAUUUUGGGUUUAAGGGAGUGUAAGGGAAAUAAAUCCACCUCAUCUAUGCCAAGAUGGAAAUUUCACCUGUGCAAUCAGGAGUUCAUCUCUUGGGGAUUGGAUUCUGUGUCUGACCCUACACUCAUCAUUGCCUUUAGUUCUGGUGUCAGUAAUGUCUGGAUCUCUGCUUAUUUAAUGUUACUGCACAUCACAAGGUCUUUAUUAUAAAUAUAUUAACUUUGAUGGUUUCUGCCCAGUUGAUUAAGUAUCUACACACAACUUUUUGGUUUUGUCCAUCUGUAACCAGUUUCUAUUUUUUUCUUUGACAGCUGUUAAAUUAAGCAUUUACUGUUUGUUGAAUAAACUGGUGUGAAACUUUUCUAAAAAGGGAUAAAAAUACAUGCUGGUGGACUCUGUGCAUGACCUUCUGGCCAAGAGGAUUUUCCCUCUAAGAUUAAAUACUGCAUGUCAUUUCUCUAUUCCUGUUUUUUUUUUUUUCUUCUUCUUUUUUUCUUUAGAAAUUCAAAUAUUUUUUGAUUUUCCUUUCCCAGCACCAAGUUAAGACUAAACAUUCAUGUUAAAGUAAUAAUUCGGGUUCAGUACAAGUUAAGCUCAAUCGACAGCAUUUGUGGCAUAAUAUUGAUUAACCCCAAAAAUAAAAAGCCAUACAUACUCUGUGUUACAGAAAGGCACUUACAACGGAAGUGAAUGGGGCCAAUCUGAAAAUGUUUAUAUACCCACAGUUUUAAAAGUAUAGACACAAAACAUAAAAUAAAUUAGUGUUAACAUGAUUUUAGUGUGAUAACAUCACUUGGUAACCUUUUUUGUAUAAAGUAAUAUCCAAUUUUACAACAACUUUGCCACGAUGAAAUGUCAACAAAACCUAAAACUAAAAAUUAUGAUUUAAACAACUUUACAGCUAAAAUUAUACAUGAGGUUUAGCAGGUUUACUAUUGUAAGUGCUUUUAUAAAAUUAUAAGCUUCAUAUUUCUUAUAAGUCAAAAUAACUUUUUGUGGUAAUCAGCAUUAUGCCACAAAUGCUGUUGAUUGAGCUUAACUUGUAUUGAACUCUGAAUAUUCCUUUAAGCAACAGACCUACCUUUUUCUUUUAGAAUCGCUCAAUUUAAGGUUUAAAAUGCUUAAGAUUUCAUUUAUUUUGUUAAGGCUUUAACAGUAUUAUUGUUAUUUUUUCACAUUACAGAAUAUCCAUGUGGCAUCAUUUGUUAAAAAUGAAAAUGUGUGCCUUUUAUUUUCUUACUCCAUUUACAUGUGUUAAUAUUUCACAUGGUUAACACCCAUGCUGGUAUUACCCAUUAUGUACAGAACAAAUAAAUACAAUUUAUGUCUAAUUCUCUGUGUGCCUAUGACCAACCUCACAUGUAUGCUGACUCUUAAGAGUGGUUUUCGUCAGACUUCAGUGUCCUAAAGUGGGACAAUUCCAAACCUGUGUGUUUCUACAGACAUUUGUUCAACAAAAUGGUGACGUAACAGCCUGUUUAGAGACAACAUCCUGUAUUUGGAUCAGGGGCUUGGUUACUCCAUCUCAAAUUUUUAUUAGCAGCAGUUGUGAUUGUGACGAUGCCCUGGAGAGGAGAUAAUUAAAGAAUUUUAAUGAAGUGUUUAAAAAAAGAAUCCUGUGUUAUGAUGAACUAGAGAAAGUUAUGAAGGUCAAGCUUUGCCUCUUUAUUCAAUAAGUCAGGAUCUCUUCGAGUGUUUGGCUCUGUGGCCUUGAUAAGUGAAUGUUGAUGUAUAUGUUAUACCACUUCAGUUCAAACAAUACGUUUAAUGUGUUUCGGUGUAGGAUAGGUCGUUUACUGCACAGAUUUGGAAACACCAGAGAUGUGUUAUUCCUCUUAACACAGAUCAUUAUUACAAAGUAUUUGCAAGCCUUGAAGGGAAAAUUUGGGAAUCAAGGGUGUGCUUGUGUUUCUUUGUCUGUGGGCAUGGAUAUGUCAUGGCAAUUUGCCAUCACUUAUUGAAAAUACUGUGUAGCAACUAAUGACAAGGGGAUAUUCAGGGGAGGAGUUUAUCUGUUGACUGCCACCUGGAGGUCAGAAAAUACACUUUAAAGAAAUAGUUUAACUUGAACUGAAAAAUGUGUGAUUUAUUUGCUCAUCUUGUGUCGUUCCAAACCUGAAGGAUUUUCCUAUAUUUUCAAAUUUUUGGAAAAUCACAGUUCAAAAUGUAGUAGCUAAAAUGUACAUAGAAUUUAGAACUGUUGAUUGUGCUAAAGGGUUUGAGAAACUGAAUCAAAAAUUGGAACCAGGAAUUUUGUGACCCUCCACAACCAGUGUGUCAUAUUUAUUAAUUUUCCAUCAUGCUCCAAACCAGAGAAAAUUAAAUCAGAAGGACAAGAAAACUGCCUAUGCUUUGCACAUAACUAUAUAAACCAAUUCAUGUAAUUUGAGGUUAGAAAUUUACUUUAAACAGAUGUCUUUUUAAUUGUUUUCAAGUACAUUACAUCUUUGAGUAAAUGUGACUGCAGGAGAAUACAGUCACUCUUCAAAGCCAGUUAAUUAUGACAUUUGAAGGGUGCCUGUGUAUGCAAAUGGUUGUGUUGGUCGUAUGAUUAUUGAAAACAGGUGGAGAUAAGCUCGACAGCAUCAAACCAUCACUCCAGAACUGUGCAUGUGCUUAGGAAACUUGACAGACACUGCAAUGGUGGGGUUAAAAAUAAGGCAAAUUGUACAAUUGUUGCUGGACUUUGAUAUUUAAUUAUAAGGAGCUGGAGAAAUAGAGGAGUUUGUUUUGAUGUUAUAUGUAAAGAUCUGAUUGUUGUACAUAUGUCAAUUAAAGCGGAAAUAAACAAUAAAGAAUUUGGUUUAUGUUAAGAUUAAAUAAUAGCAAUG
Molecule: messenger RNA, 5307 nt
Organism: Xyrauchen texanus (razorback sucker)
Lineage: Eukaryota; Metazoa; Chordata; Actinopteri; Cypriniformes; Catostomidae
Product: crk-like protein
Exons: 3
Coding region: 768-1685 (305 amino acids)
Biological process (GO): positive regulation of ERK1 and ERK2 cascade
Molecular function (GO): protein binding
Source: RefSeq, a predicted model, not a curated record